AUGGAAGACCCGAUUGUCAGCGAACGCAACAGCUGUGAACCAGAGAUACUGGCUACCACGAGCGCAGAAAAACCUUCAUCUCUAAAGGCGCGAGAACCUGAAGCUAAAGCUACGGUCAAAUCAGAGGAAAAGAUGGCACCACCUCAAUCCGAAGAGGCGCCUGCAACCAGCGAAGGAGAGGCCGUGACGAAGAGUCAUUCUAUUGCCAUGGCUCACUCAGAAGACAACACGGCUCUCCGUCUUGAUACGGUUAUCAAGGUAUCAAGCGAUGUUUCCGAUACAGGCCUUGGCGCCGAGGAAAAGAAAGAGGACGACGAUGCAGCUGAAGCUACACCCUCUCCAGCCCAAAACGUACCGAUAGCAGAAAUAGAGACUCGGACACCGCCACCGUCAGGCGAAGCCAAAGUGGAGACUACUCCGGAAUCAAAGGAAUCUGCCAAACCUGAGGAGGAUUAUCCUGUAGAACCCCCUACCCAUGCGGACGAAAAGUCUGAUGCGGUCGCUCCUGUUGCUGUCACUGAGCCGAAGGACGCGGCACAAACUGCAGAAGGAAAACCUGACGACAAGGUAGACAUGGAAGGUGAUGUCAAGACUCGCAACGACGCUUCAAAGGACGUUCCAGAGGAGUUGAAAACGGUUCCUGAGGGUGGUCCCGCUCAAGAUACGGAGCCCAUUGGAAAGGCUAAGGAACAAGAGAAGACCAAGGACACACCGCCCCAAGAAAAGAAUGCCAAACCAUCUCGUGACUUGGAAGAUGUUUUCCCCACAGACGAGCAGAGUGACGUCAAGGAGAGUGUCGUUGGGAAAGAGGAUGACCAGAAAGAUGAACGUAAUCGUGACGACAAAGAGGAAGAAAAAAAGGAAGAUGAUGUUGAUGCCAAGGAACAACCAGGCGCCGACAAACACGUGGCAUCCAAACCUUCGGAGUCCUACGAUAGUGACAAGCCCAUGGGCGAACCGGCCGUCACCACCAAUCAGACAAAGUCGGACGAUGAUAGUGAAAAACCAAUGAUGGAACCAGCAAUCACAACCAAAUCCACUUCUGUGUCUGAAACAGAGCAAGCGGAGAAAUGCACCAAGUCAGUUCAAUUCGCGGACGACUCUAUCGUAGAUAAGAUUGGCCAAAGCAGGAGAACCCCGUCAGGAAACAACACGGACGCUUUCUUUUCAUGUGGACCUCUUUGUGGCAAUUUUACGGAUGUGACGGACGAUGCAAAGCAAGGUAAUAUAUUGGGGCUCAAGAAGGAGACAAGCCCUUCUCAACCAACAGCUGCUAAGCCCGCAUUGAACACGGCUAUGGAGCAGAGGAGGCCUCAGAAGAACGUUCCCAGAAGUCCUGUUGUUGUGGAGACAGUUGUUAGUGAACAAAAGGAGACAGCCCCCGAAGCGGAAGAUCUGGCAGUCGAAAGCGAAUUGGAUGCUCCAUCAGAGGAACAAGCUUCUGAGUCGGUUGUUAGCGAACAAAACAAGGAAGCGCCAUCAGAAGUGGUGUUUCGCGAACAGCCGAAGGAGACGAAGGAGAUCAGCAGCGUAGAGAACUGCCCGAGCGCCGGUGUAGAAGAAACGAAGGAGAACAGCGCUGCCCCUGCAGAACAACCCACGAUGGCAGCGGUCAACGAGGUGAAACCUCAAGACAAGCCCAAUGUUGAACCAGUCCAAGUGAAAAUCACAGAGACAAACGCCGCAAUUUCUCCCAAAGCAAAGGCCGCUGUCUCUCCCAAAGCAAAGACCGUCACGACCAUCCCCAAGGACAAUGUUGACUAUGCAGACGCCAUUGUAGAGAACGAACGCGAGAUGACAGUCCAACAGAGUGCAACAUUCGAGGUGCAGCAGGGCAUGAGCUGUGCUGCUGUCAUGACCUGUGGUGUCCUGUCCACGAAGCCUCCAAGACAUAUCCCACUUUCGCUCUCUCACGACCCUAUAUUUGAUUUGAGAGAAGCUGCUGAGAAAGAGUUGGAGGCACGAGCUACCUUCUAUGAAGAAAGCUUAGUGUUAGCUGCAAUAUCAGCCACCUCAGAAGCCAAUGAACCUACGGAGGCCAAAGCCCACAAUGAAGUGGCAACUGAGUUGCCGACCGAGGACGGCGAUGGGGCUCCGGCAAAGGAAGCAGAUACCAGCAUUGAGACAAGCCCUGCUGACUCGAAGGCAGAACCACAACCAGUGGAGGGCUCGAAGUCCGCGGAAACGAAGGCAGACGCAGGGCCACUGGUAGAGGAGCAAGAGGAAAAGACGCCGCAAGGGGUAGCAACUCCCCCCAACAAAAGUGCUCAACCGACAAUCGAGCAACAUUCCAGUGAGCCCGAGCAACCUGCAUCUGUCUCACCCAAAGCCGUUCCACCCAAAGCUGUCUCACCCAAAGCCGUCUCACCUAAAGCCGUCGUCGCACAGGUUCCUGCGAGCCCUAAACAAGCUCCGGUUCCAGUCAAACCAAAGCAUCAGCACUCACCAAGGAAAUCUUCGGAGACAACUCACGAUUCAGCCAUUGCCCCACAGGAGCCCGCGCACGAGCCCAUGCCCACACCUAUGAAAGGUGUCAUAGUAGGAGAGGAAGAAGACAUGACGGCUGCCAGCAGAGCACAGCAAGAAGCUUAUGCAUGCGGAUGUACCAUUCUCUAG
This is a messenger RNA of Seminavis robusta, 2616 nucleotides long. The record is from the annotation of a GenBank genome assembly. NCBI's taxonomy places the organism in Eukaryota, Bacillariophyta, Bacillariophyceae, Naviculales, Naviculaceae.